Marchantia polymorpha subsp. ruderalis is the source of this 885-nucleotide messenger RNA. The record is from the annotation of a GenBank genome assembly. NCBI's taxonomy places the organism in Eukaryota, Viridiplantae, Streptophyta, Marchantiopsida, Marchantiales, Marchantiaceae.
GAUGUCCAGCAUUGACAGCAUCGACCACUCUCGCACCUGCGCUCGCGCUCUCCAUCUGUUGACCAUCGGUGCCAGUGAGUGGUGGUGCUAGUGCUGGAACUCGCGUUAGGGCUCGCACUUGCUUCAAAUCCAUCGUACAGAAGAGGAGCUACAAGCGUGGAGCCGAGGUGUACAUGCCCGGGCAGGUCGAGGGGAGUCGAAUGGCAAGGAGCUCGAUUGUGCGCAAGUUUUUGGAGGAGGCUCUGGAUUUGGGCAAGGCCGCAGGGCUGGCAUUGGUCAUAUGGCAGUCGCUCAUCUAUGUCACAGGAUCGCCCACUCCUGUGAUGGUGGUGCUCACAGGGAGCAUGGAGCCGGGUAUCAGGGCAGGCGAUGUACUCGUCGUGAGAGCUGUGGAUGAGAGGCCCGUACGAGCAGGAGACAUAGUUGUGUUCAGGCUGGAGGGUCGAGAGAUUCCCAUCGUCCAUCGAGUCGUCAGGGUUCACGAGGAUCGUUUGACGGGCGAGGUGGAGCUUCUUACCAAAGGUGAUGCCAAUCCGUAUGACGACCUGAUCAUCUACGGGCCCGACCUGGAGUGGAUCCGGCGUGAGCACCUUGUGGGCAGAGUUGUUUGCUUCGUGCCAUACCUCGGCAAGAUAACGGUGCUCCUUAGAAAUAAGUCAGCCAAGUUCAUAGCAACGGCAGCCCUGGGAUUCACGAUGCUGCUGCUUGGAUUUAGAGAAAGAUUUAACGAUCGAUGACCACGGUGACAGGCUAGACCCUAACGAAAGAGUUGUCCUGGAUUUUGGGAUUGAUCAACCGAAGAGGAUGAAUCAAACUCUUUCAACUGCGUUUCUGUAGAUGUUGGUUAAGGAGGUAGGAGAAAUUGCUCCGAGAGAUGUGAAGCUG